AUAUACAGGAGAAGAUCAAGGUCUCAAUCGUACCACCUGAUCCUUGAUACAGCGAGUGUCCAUUAUCAGAUACAGUUUCUCUUUAAAGUGUUUCCCAGUUAUCAGCUCUCAUUGAAAUUCACAACCAUCCGACUGUUGAUUCCCAGCUAAAGUCCAGAGGUCACGACCAGGUGCUCAGAGAGCCUCUGACUUCUUGUCCGUGGGACCAGGAGACCGUCUACAGGAGCUAUGGGUUUGGUGAAGGAGUUGCAGAAGAAGAAGAUUAUUGUGGGUGUCUUGGCUGCAUCGAUUGUGACCUUAAUCCUCGGACUUGGACUCGGUCUUGGACUGGACUUGCAGAAAUGUCAAAACAAAGUCGUCCCCCACACGUCCUGCAGAGGCCGAUGCUACGAGCCCUACGACGGAGACGUCCCCGGCUGCAGGUGUGACAAGAACUGCAACACCAGCAGCAGCUGUUGCAACGACUACCAGGACAUCUGCACCGCCCCUGCUGAGCAGUGGGAGUGCACGAGGCUGCGCUGUGGGGAGCAGCGGAUGACACAGAGCCGGUGCCAGUGCUCUGAGGACUGUCUCUCUGCAGGCGACUGCUGCACCAACUACAUGCAAGUGUGCCGAGGAGAGAGAGAGUGGGUGGAGGACGAGUGUGAAGACCUGGUGACCCCCACAUGUCCAUCAGGCUUCAAGGAGCAGCCUCUGCUGCUGGUCUCUCUGGAUGGACUGAGGGCCGAGUACCUGCAGACGUGGAGCGCUCUCAUCCCCGUCCUGGACAAGCUCCAGAAGUGUGGGACGUCGGCGCCGUACAUGCAGGCGGUGUUCCCCACCAAGACUUUCCCCAAUCACUACACCAUCGUCACGGGUCUCUACCCUGAGUCCAACGGUUUGAUUGACAACACCAUGUUCGACCCGGUGUUCAACGCCUCCUACAGCCUGUCGAGUCCAGAGAAGGACAACCCUGCCUGGUACCUGGGGCAGCCAAUCUGGCACACAGCGAAGUUCCAGGGGCUGAAGGCCGGCACGUUCUUCUGGCCGGGGUCCGACGUCAAAAUCAACGGCAGCUUCCCCGACAUCUACAGACUUUUCAACGGCAAAGUGCCAUUUGAAGAGAGGGUGCUGACCGUGCUGAGGUGGCUCCAGCUGCCAGAUGAUGAAAGACCAGAUUUCUACACAUUGUACCUGGAGGAACCGGAUAAGUCUGGACACAGCUACGGUCCUGUGAGCGGGGGGCUGAUCGAGGGCCUCCAGGGGGUGGACAGAGUCAUGGGUCAGCUCAUGAACGGCCUCAAGCAGAUCGGCCUCCACCGCUGCCUCAACAUCGUCAUCGUGGCCGAUCACGGCAUGGAGGAAACGAGCUGCGACAGGAAGGAGGUUCUUCAGGAGCUGGUCGGGGACGUCAGAAGCUACUGGGUCACCGAGGGGCCGCUCGGACGCAUCAGGUCCCGAGGCAGCGACCCGUUGGACUCGGCCCAACUAGUUGCCAACAUGACUUGUAAGCGGCCCGACCAAAAGGUGAAGCCGUACCUGAAGGCCCACCUGCCCAAGCGCCUCCACUUUGCCAACAGCCGUCGCAUUGAAGAUGUCAACGUCCUGGUGGAGCCAAAGUGGCUGUUUGAGAGAUAUCCAGGGUCGCUCACCUUCUGCUCGGGGGGAAACCACGGCUACGACAACGAUGCUGGGAGCAUGCAUGCCAUGUUUGUCAGUUAUGGACCAAAGUUCCUGUAUAAAACCGAGAUCGAACCCUUCUCAAACAUCGAGCUGUACAAUCUCAUGUGUGACGUGAUGCAGAUCUCCCCCAGUGAGAACAACGGGACCCACGGCAGCAUGAACCACGUCCUGAGGCAGCCCUUCUACGCUCCGGCGCCCCCCCCCGAGCAGAGCGCGCCGCUCCGCUGUCCGCUGAGCGGCCUCGACCCCGAGGACCAGCUGGGCUGCUCGUGUCCGGCCCUGAGCGGAAACAACCUCAACAGCCGCCUCAAUCUGACAGCAGAGCAAGAGUCCGCUGUGGAGAAGAAGCACAUGAUGUUCGGCCGCCCCCGGAUGCUGCAGCCUGACCAGAGUUACUGCGUCCUCCACCAGGAAGGGUUCAUCGCGGCCUUCAGCCACGACGCUCUGAUGCCUCUGUGGAGCUCCUUCACCAUCGACAGGCCGAUGAACUUGGACCCGUUGCCACCGGCGACAGCUGACUGUUUGAGGGCUGAUGUCAGACUCCGAGCGUCCCAGAGUCCCCGAUGUGACCAGUACUCGGCAGCCGGGAACAUGACCCACGCCUUCCUGUACCCGCCAAGAAAAGGCAUCACACAGGGAGUCAGACACGGAGGAGAGGCUGGUGGAGCUGAUGUAGUAACACCAUCUGCCAAUGAGCAAGGCAGGAGCAGAUCUGAAGGUCUGAACGAGACAGCGGAUCAGCAAUACGAUGCUCUCCUAAUGAGCAAUGUGGUGCCGAUGUACCCCGAGUUUAAGAGAAUCUGGGACUACUUCCACAGUGUCCUGUUGAAGAAAUACGCCUCUGUGUACAACGGGGUGAACGUGGUGACGGGGCCAGCCUUCGACUACAACUACGACGGCCAGUACGACACUCCGGGGCAGAUCCAGCAGUUCGUGUCCGGCACUAACAUCUCCGUGCCCACCCACUUCUUCGCGGUGCUGACGGGCUGCAGGGACUCGGCCCAGCCGGUCUCGGCCUGCGGGGGGGAGCUGCAGACCGUGUCCUUCCUGUGGCCUCACAGACCCGACAACUCGGAGAGCUGCAAAAGCUCAGAAGCCGAGUCUGAUUGGGUAGAAGACCUCAUGUGGUUCCACCAGUCAAGGGUCAGAGAUGUCGAGUGGAUCACAGGACUGGACUUUUACCAGGGCAGCAAUCGACCAAUCCAAGAGCUGCUGAGAAUGAAGACCCGCCCCACAUCUGCCAUUCACAGAAAACAGUGAAAUGUUUUUUUUUUCACAAAAAAAUCAGCAAGAUUGAUAUUUGCCAUUUUUGAAAGCAUUGUAGUAUUCGGUAAGUCUUCUUCUGUUAUCACUUACUAACACUGGACUGGAUGUAUAAAUCAUUCAAGUUAAACUGUUUAUUUACCUAAUUUUCCCCUUAAACAGUUUGUAUUAUUUCUUUCAAAUGAUAAUCCUAAUGCUGCGAUAUUUAUCCUGUUUGUUUUGUUUUGUAAUUGUCCUCAUUUCAGUUUCAGAGAAUUGAACUGCAGAGACUCAAAACCUACUCAUGUUCCACAAUGUAGAAGAUAACUAAAGAAGCAUUAAUGUGUUGACAAAGUAAAUCAAAUAAAAGAGAAAACGGUGUGGUCAUGGAGUGGUGAGGACAUCAGAAGAUGUGUUCCGCAUGUACCAGAGGUCUGGUCUCUGGCCGGUUACCUUCCUUACGGCUCCGUAGGCCGCCUCCUGGAACCAAAGAGGCCCGAGCCGAUGAAUACGAAACAAAAACCUCUGGGAUAAGGUCCAAGGUGAAACCCUGGGGGACAAAAGGGGAAGUUUUUCUCAUUCGGUUGCAAAUGUUUGGGGAUACUUUUGGAUAUUUUGAUAUAUUUAGUAUCUAAUCUGGACCAAACCAAAGAGGCGCUUCAUUUAUCAAACUUUUCGUCCCUCACAAACUUCCAAGUCUCAUAGUGAAACUCAGCCCCCUUCCUUCCUUCACCCUCCCCCUGAAUGCAUAUAACAUAUUCAUGGUGUCGAGG
Molecule: messenger RNA, 3677 nt
Organism: Pungitius pungitius (ninespine stickleback)
Lineage: Eukaryota; Metazoa; Chordata; Actinopteri; Perciformes; Gasterosteidae
Product: venom phosphodiesterase 1
Exons: 27
Coding region: 229-2922 (897 amino acids)
Biological process (GO): nucleoside triphosphate catabolic process
Molecular function (GO): nucleoside triphosphate diphosphatase activity; metal ion binding; nucleic acid binding
Source: RefSeq, a predicted model, not a curated record